This is a messenger RNA of Ostreobium quekettii, 1539 nucleotides long. The record is from the annotation of a GenBank genome assembly. NCBI's taxonomy places the organism in Eukaryota, Viridiplantae, Chlorophyta, Ulvophyceae, Bryopsidales, Ostreobiaceae.
AUGCCGGAGAAGCGCGCGGCCGACGGCGCCGGCGACCGGGCGGACAGCAAGAGGCCGCGCGUGGGCGGCGUCCCCAAGGUGGCCGCCGAUGUUGUCGAGCGGGCGAAGCGCCUCCUCCAGGCGGCCAACAAGCUGAAGAAUGACCCCAAGCUGCAGGCCCUGAAGGCGGGCGCCCAAGGCGUCGCCGGCCCCGCCCGCGCGGAAGCCCUUCCCGCUCAGCCCGUCUUCGCAGUGGUGGGCCCGCCGGCUCGGCCGCAGGCCGCCCCCGUCCAGGCGGCCGCCAGCGAUGGCGCACAGCGCUUCUUCGACCCCCACAUCGGCCUGUCCGGCCUCAAGAAGGCCCUGGUCAAGAAGCGCAAGGCGCUGUGGUUCGUGGAGGAGGGCAAGUUCCAGAAGGACGCAGAGCUGGGCAGGCUGAAGGUGAAGUAUGGGGAGGAGACUGCGCGGAAGAUCAGCCAGGGCAGGGUCAGGGGCCUCAAGGGGGUGGAUCCGGAGGACAUCAAGAGGUUCCUGGACGUGGUGAACAGGAGGGAGGUGGAAGAGGAGAAGGGCGAGGAGGAGGCUGCCGAGGAUGAGGUUAUGGAUGAGGAGCAGGAGGAGGCGGUGGAGGAGGACGUGCCCGACGUUGAGUGGUGGGAUAGGCUGAUCCUGGCGAAUGGGUCGUAUGAGGAGGACCUUGGGGACGAUGCUGUAAGCCUGCGCGAAAACAAGGUGACACUCUAUGUGGAGCACCCCGUGCCGUUGGACCCCCCCGCGGAGCUGCCCCCCCCCGCGCCGCAGCCCUUGAAGCUUACGCAGAGGGAGAUGCGCAAGCUGAGGACUCAGAGGCGGCAGCAGAGGGAGAGGGAGAAGCAGGAGCUCGUGCGACAGGGGCUGCUGGAGCCCCCCAAGCCAAAGAUCAAGAUUUCGAACAUGAUGAGGGUGUUGUCCGAGCAGGCUGCCGCCGACCCCACCAAGAUAGAGAAGGAGGUGCGAAAGCAGAUGGAGGAGAGGGCACAGGCUCAUGAAGACAGGAACCUUGCACGAAAGCUGACACCAUCGGAAAAGAACAAGAAAAAGCUAAAGAAAAUGUUUGAUGAUAACGGCGUCGAUGUCCAGGUGUGUGUGUUCAAGGUCCUGGACCUUUCUAAUCCGAGGAAUAGAUUCAAGGUGGAGGUGAACGCUGUCCAAAACCGACUGACAGGUUGCUGUGUUAUUGGUGACGCAUUUGCGUUGGUGAUCGUGGAGGGCUGCCGAAAGUCGAUUCGAAGGUACCGGAAGCUGAUGCUGGAGCGGGUCCAGUGGGACAAGGCUGAAGAUGCAGAAGUACUGGGUGAAGCUGAUCUGGAAGUGCAGGAAUCAGAAGCUCGGGGAACGGGAUGCUUCUUGUUGUUUGAUGGCUUCAUCAAAGAGCGCAAUUUUGAACAGUUCAAAGUGGAGCAGUUCAAGUCUGGCCUGGCGGCUAAGAAGUAUCUGAACGAGAUGAAAGUUGGGCACUAUUGGGACAUCGCGCUGUCCGUCAAAGGUGGUGAAUUGGUGAACCCUGAUGUGGCAGUGUGA